This is a messenger RNA of Saccostrea echinata, 1878 nucleotides long. RefSeq lists its product as uncharacterized. Lineage: Eukaryota; Metazoa; Mollusca; Bivalvia; Ostreida; Ostreidae. Bases 79 to 1584 code for a protein of 501 amino acids. The transcript is spliced from 3 exons. The record is from RefSeq and is a predicted model, not a curated record.
UAACGCGUGUAACGUUUCAACGUAAGUCGUUGAACAUGUAAAUUGUUUUAGUUAUUUUAAGUCGGAUUGUAUUACAAGAUGCAGGUGGGAAUUUUUAUCCUUGUUUCGUUUUUGAUGUCUUUGGUCUCAGCCUUGGUGAUACAAGGUCCUGAAAAUAGCCAAACUCUUCCUCCUGGAACUCAAAAAGCGACUUUAAAGGCAAAUCUUGGAGAUUCGUCAAUAAAUCCAAUAGCAGGUAUAGGACCUUCUUCUUUCGGCACGCAAGGUUUUUCCAAUGGAUUAAUUACCGGUAGCAAUAGUCCACUUCCACCCGGUUUUGGUGGGUUUCCUUCAGGAAGGGAUGAUUUCAGUCAAUUUAGUGGUCCUUUCAGUGGUCCUUUUAGCGGUCCAUUUAGUGCAGGAGCACCGCAGACUAAUACAGGUCGUAGUGCUUCAUCGGUGAGUUCUCAAUUUACAAACUUGCCUAUUGGCUCAAAUCCUUUAGAUCCUUAUCUUGGAAUUUUACCAAUAAAUACAGAUCGUGGUUUCUCACCCGUAAGUCCACGUUCUCGUAAUAUACCGAUAAGCACAAGGCAAAUAGGGCCAGUGAGUCCUAUUCGUAUCUUCCCUGGUUUCAUCGGUAGCCAUCAUCAGGAUGUACUAGUCAGUUCAAACCGUCACGGCACAGCACAAAAUCCCCAUCAUCAUGAUAUACCGGCUAUUUCACACACUCAUGAUCCACACCAUACCGAUGUACCAGUAAAAGAUCACCAUCAUGAUGUGAAAGUCAAUCCUCAUGGAGCCGAUGUUAAAGUGAAGGUAAAUCAACACCAUCAUGAUGUACCAGUAAAUCCUCAUCACACCGAUAUACAUGUAGAGACAAAUCAUCACCAUCAUGAUGUACCGGUAAAAUCUGUGCAUAUGCCGACAAAACAUCAUCAUGAUGUACAUGUAGAUCCUCACCAUGUUGAUGUACAUGUAUCAAAAGAUAGGCAUCACCAUGAUGUACCGGUAAAUCCUCAUCACACCGAUGUCCAUGUUUCGAAAGAUCAUCAUCAUCAUGACGUACCGAUUAAUCCUCAUCAUCGUGAUGUACCGGUGAGUUCACAUUCCCACCAUGGACCUCAUGCCGGAGAUGUUCACGUGGAUGAUUUUAAUGUUUAUAGUCCUAGACACAAGAUCGGAGACCUUGUACCCAUCAAACAUCACGGUCCACAUCCACCUCUGCCACCACCCGCUCCAAAUGGCCCAGAAUGUCAGUUCAGUGGUUGUAACAUUGGCCAAGAGUGUGUGAUAGCAAAGACCAUAGUGACGAGGAGUGCGACCUUGUGCCCCCGGGCUUACAGCGGGAGGUGUGUCUGUGUUCCAGGAUGUAUCCACGAUCAGAAAUUCAUUCCCCAUGCCUAUCUAAAAUACGAGGGAAAAUGUAAAUACUGCAAGUGCUUUCCAGAUGGACGGGUUGAGUGCAAAAGAUCCCGAGCAUGUAUGGCAAAAGUAGAAGAUCAAAAAAUUCGCAGACGGAUUCGAAAAAACCAGAGAAGGCAACGACCGACCUUAAAUUUAGGAGGAAUCCUCAACAGAUUUUUGGGGACUCUGUUUGGAUAAUAUUGGAAACUAUUUCGUUAGAAACUAUGCCGUACUAUAUAGUUCAUUGAAAAUAAUAAAAGGAAUUGCACUGCUUGUAUGCGUCCUUUACAUGUAGUUCAAGUUAUUAUGUUUCACCGAGGCGAAUGGUUCAAAUGUAUUAGUAUUUUCUGUAAUUCCAACAAUGCUAUUUGAACAUUUACUAUUGGUAUAUGUAUACCUACUUGAACAUUUAAAGUUAUCGUAGCUCAUGAACAAACACAGUCACUUUGUCAGUAUGUUGAUUGUAUAGUGUAAAUAAACCAUGUAUUUUCA